Messenger RNA from Talaromyces proteolyticus, 2612 nucleotides. RefSeq lists its product as uncharacterized. NCBI's taxonomy places the organism in Eukaryota, Fungi, Ascomycota, Eurotiomycetes, Eurotiales, Trichocomaceae. Gene Ontology annotation, biological process: DNA-templated transcription; regulation of DNA-templated transcription. The coding region runs from base 49 to 2163 and encodes 704 amino acids. The record is from RefSeq and is a predicted model, not a curated record. Gene Ontology annotation, molecular function: DNA binding; DNA-binding transcription factor activity, RNA polymerase II-specific; zinc ion binding. The transcript is spliced from 6 exons. Gene Ontology annotation, cellular component: nucleus.
UCUUGAGGCACGCUCGCUCCAGCUUGUGCUCGCUGCGUCGUCGCAACGAUGCCGCCCGAGAGUUCUCGCCAGAGGUUACGCUCCAACCACGCUUGCCUCAACUGCAGGAGGAAGAAGAUUCGCUGUCCAGGCGAAAAACCGGCUUGCUCAUGUUGUGUACGCCUCAAUCAGCAGUGCUCCUACGCUGCUGCUCCCGCAAGAGCGGUACUAGGUGAGCAAUCUCGAGAUAAACUAGCCGACCUGGAAGAAAAGGUAAAUCUUAUCUUGAGCGGAAACAUACCGAUUCAGACAACACGUCAGGAACAGAUCCUCGAGGAGAUCAAGACAUCUUUGUCUUCGAAAACAGGUCAUCAUGCUCCAUCGAAUGAGCGCAGAUACAGCACCAACCAUAAUAGUAGUUCCUCGGCGAGGUUUCCAGUUGAAGAACCCGCUCGAGGGGUAUCAGGGUCAAAAGCCAUAGAUCUAUUCUUCAAGUACUGGCAUCGACAACCGCUAUGGUGCUUCAAUCUUGAUGAACUGGAAGAUCAGGACGAUCUUCCCGACGAGCUGGUGUGGAGCAUCCAGGCACUUGCCGCACCGUUCACACAAGACCCUGAUCAAUGGCAACAUUACGCAAACAAUGCCAGAAGGUUGAUCAUGUUCCGUGUUGCAAAUGGAACAGUGGAGCUAGCGACGAUUGAAAGCUUGUGUUUUCUUUCCUACUCCUUUUUUAUAAAUGCAGAAGGCCAUCUCGGUCAAUUUCAUCUAUCUCUUGCUUCUCAGCUCUGCCGCUCUGCUAUGUUGGAUCUCGACUCCUCAUAUAAUGAAAACGAUCCACUAACAGAACGGAAAAAGAGACUCUUCUGGAGUCUUCAAACGCUAGAGCAGACUUACGGUCGUCAGACUGGACUUCUGAAUGUUCCGACCGAGACAUGGCGUCCUUGGUUUUCUUCUCACCAAGGUGCUAAUAAACAUCGUCAUCCUCCACUUCCAAGAGAUGAUAUUGGGUGUUCGUCACCAAAUGAUACUGGAAUUUGGAGCAUGACUGUCUACUUUGGAUGGAUUUGGAGCAGAGUCAGAGCCUACGUAACUGAUUGCUCGAAUAAUCAAUUAAAAGAACCAUGGUGGCACGAUUCAACAUAUGCGAUGAUCCUGUCGGAUCUGAUGGAAAUUGAGAAUCGUACCCCACUAUGUCACCGAUAUGAACAGGUUAAAUUCUAUGAGCGCAAGGCAGAGGAACUACGUCUGAACCGAGCUUACUGGGUCCCCUGGCUUAAGGCUCAGUUUAUGUACCACGCCAUUCUCACCAUUUUAAACCAUCCGUUUCUUUACAUUGUCGCUUCAAAACAUAACCCAAACCUCGCAAUCCCAAACAGCUUUUGGAGGAGGUCAUCCGAAUUGGUUUUGUUGCAUGCAACGUGGAUUGUUCGCCUAAUUGAUAUGGUCUUGGAGAAGCAAGUACGGCUGGUAGAUCCCUCCAUUUGCCACAUGGCCGCCAUUGCAGCCACAGUUCAACUUUACUUUUGCUGUUCUGCAGAUCCUCGGCUCAAAUUCAAGUCAAAUGUGGACCUUACGAAGUGCAGGAGAUUUUUGAAAAGCUUUGUACCGCUUUCCCGUGCCUGCGAAGCUUUGAACGAAACUCUUGACAAAAUGAUGAGCAUUGCAUCCGGCUCAGAAAAUAUGAAUUACGAAGAUUGGAUGCCAUCUAAAAUUCACUUGAAUAUCUCUUUAAUGUGGGAUAUACUUCAAUUCAACUGUAAUAAUAAUCUGUCAUCACAAGAAACACUAACAAGCAAUUUGCUGCAUUCCUCGCUCACUCCACUUCCGAGUGACCGGGAGGAAGAAAUGGACGACGACUGUUCCACGCUCGAAAUAAUAGCUACUACAUCCCCAGAGGUCACCGUCGACACCGCUGAUGGAGGCCAAGCUGUGCCUAUGUCAUUCUAUCGUGCUUCCGUCCCUUCAGCGGCAUCAGGAAAUACCCCAACAACCACAGGAACUAAAUCAUCGCAGCAAGAAAAAUUAGUUGCACCUCCAGAAAAUUUCAUGUUCAAUUCCAGCACACCCUGGCUAUGGGCGGAUCCUACUCAGUUUGAGGACAUGGAAAACAUGAGUUACGUCGAUUUUCAAACCAUCCCAGGUAGUGCUGGUGGCUCUGCCUGGUGGGAUCUUGGAAACCUAUAAUGACGUUCAUCCCUGACCCAAGGUAUGAAAUUGACGACCUGCUUGAUUGCGACAGCGAUUUUGUACAGUUUCCCACAAAAGCCAUGCGCGCGACCAUACAUUACCGGUUUUGUUUGUGACUGCUCCGUAUAGAAUUCAAUCAUUUUGAAACAUUUGACACUCUAUCUCUUCGGUACUCACUCAAGUUGCAAUUUCUGGUGUCUAAUAUCUGCCAUAUCAAUCACCUUCGAAACCGCCCGUGAAGAUGCCAACGCGACAAUCCCCAUGGAACCCACGUGCAAUUCUCGACGCCUCAGUACUCUCUUGCCGACCGGACCCCAGUUGGGAAAGCCCGAAACGCGUCCCUAGAUAUUUCUAGCGUGCUCAACAUCUUCGAAAACGGAGUAAUUGUGUUCAAAUUUGGGAGGAAGAGUCCAGAUAUUCCCUCGCCGACAUUCAAACCAAACCGG